Messenger RNA from Closterium sp. NIES-65, 1713 nucleotides. NCBI's taxonomy places the organism in Eukaryota, Viridiplantae, Streptophyta, Zygnematophyceae, Desmidiales, Closteriaceae. The record is from the annotation of a GenBank genome assembly.
AUGGAAGCGCUUGUGUCGGAGACGCGGCCAGACGGAGCCGACGCGUUUCUUUUCAAGCAGCUGGUGGCUCUUAAGCAGGAUGUGAUGCGCACUGCAGCGAGUAUGAAGAAGCGUAAGCCGCAAGCAACGUUGGAUCUGGAGGCUAAGUACCGGCACUACGAUAAGAUGGUGAUGCUCGCGGAAGAAGCGGUGCUCACCGGCCGACUUCCCAGCCUCGUAGCCUCGGCAGGUACCGAACGUGUUGUUGCCGAACCUUGCGCCGAGCCUGCGGAAGUCGAGAAUUUCUCAGGCGUAACGGUUGGUGAGGAGACGGGCGGGUUGAACGCUGCUGAAGCGGUUUCUACUGCAACUGAUGGUGGAAAUGGCGAGGAUGCAUCCACAGCAGCAGCUGCGGCCGCAGUCGCUGCCACAGCGGUCGUCGCAGCAGCAGCUGGCGCAGCAGCCGCGGGAGCAGCAACCGCCGUUUCAACCCCUGCCGCUGAAGCCGCUGCUGCGAAGCCCGUUAGUGUCACAUCCGCCAGCCCCGACUCCACGCUCGCCGCUGCCGUCACAGAGAGCCCCGCGGCGGCGACCGUCGGAAGCCCCCCGGCGCGGAGGGCCGUGAGGAGCCUCUCCCCUCCCCCGGGGCCGUCCGCGCGUGCCGUGUCGUUCGGAAAGGACGUGGGCGGUGCCGCGGAGACCAGAACGAACGCUGGCGGGAAGGGGAAGGACGGAAAGGGAUCGCAUUCUACCGCCAUGUCAAAAGUCGCGAGCAUGCCACAAUCGUCCCUGAAGCCCAUUGAAGAGGCAACAGCCGGGCUCGAAAUCGACCCCAAGCUGCUCACUGUGCUGGAGGAGGCAGCGCAGGACCGGCGCCAGGAGCUCGACUUGCAGGGCCACCACUUCAAAUCCCCGCUCGCGUACCUCCCCGAAUCCGUGGGGCUUUUAGACUGGAUCGUGGAGCUUCGCCUGGCGAACAACGGCCUGGUGGUUCUCCCCCAGGCCAUUGGAAAUCUCUUCUGCCUCUCGGUGCUCGACGCUUCCUGCAACAAACUUGUCGAGGUGCCCGAGUCCAUCGGGCAUCUGGCGAAACUCCGAGUGCUGGAUCUGCACCACAACUACCUGGAGGAGCUCCCCACGUCCAUCGGCCACUGCGAGGCUCUAGAGGAGCUCAGACUUGGGUUCAACUCCCUUACUGGGCUUCCGGAGGCGAUCUGCAAGCUGUCGGAGCUGAAGCUGCUGUCUGCGCCGCUGAACCAGCUGACUUAUGUGCCGCGGCGGAUUGGGAAUCUGGAGAAGCUGACGGAUCUGGACGUGCAUUACAACUCGCUGCAGUCCAUUCCCGAGAGCAUCGGGCGGCUGGAGAGGCUGACGUCGCUCAACAUCAGCGCGAACCACUACCACCUGAAGGAGCUUCCGGAAACUCUUGGGAACCUGAGGAGCCUGGUGAAGCUGGAUAUCAGCGAGAACUACAUUAAGAUUCUGCCUAUCUCGUUUGUGAACCUGACGAGUCUGAAGAAGCUGUCGCUGCAGGGGAACCCAUGGCAGCACCCGCCUAUGGACGUGGCAAAUUCAGGCCUGCAGGGUGUGAUGGAUUAUCUGAAUCUGCACGAUAUUGUUGAGGAAUCGCAUGGAGGGCCCAAGAAGCUUGGAGGGCUGCUGGGAUUCUUCAGACAGAAGCAGAAGGAAGACCCAAAACUCGCUGCCUGGAAGAAAAAUACUCGCACAUUAUAG